AUGGGCCUCCGAAAGCUCGGCUUCCGAGCAGACGUUGCGGCAGUCUUCAGGAGCAUGGACCCGAACAGCUCCGGGCUCGUGAGCCUCAAGGCUUUCGUGACGGGCCUGAUGGGAGAGCCGGGCAUCGAGUCUGCCCCAUCGCGGAAUCUUAGGCACUCCUACCAUGCAGGCAUGAGCACUCCAAGGCUACAGGAGAGCAGCCCAGCCCCAGCAGGACCAACUCUGCUACAGAAGGCUCCGGGGCCGCACCAUGCGGGGCCCAAGCCAACGAUCCCCUCCAAGCCCGAAGGCGAAGAGAGCUUGGCAACGUUGGGAGCUCGCGUGGUUCAACUUGAGCUGCAGCUUGCAAGGGAGCAGCAGAGCCGGGCGGACAUGGAGAGGAGGCUUCACCUCGAGUUAGAGCGCCUGGAGCAGCUUAUCCGGGACGUCCCAUCACAGGAGCCACGUCCUGCCUGGCAGGGCUCCCUGCAGCUGUCCGUUAGCAGCCCAUAUCGCCCUCAACGGGGCCGAAUUGAAAAUGCUGAGGGCUCAACCUUGUCUGUGGCGACCUCUCUGUCGGAGAAGUGCCUCGCGGAUCCAUCCAUCUCUGGUGCCUCUGCCAAAGCUGCGAGCCCUGGACCAGCCAGGGAGCACCAGGAGGUUCAGAAGAUCCCCCGGCUGCACUUGACCCCUCGGACACUGUUGCGGCAAGAGAACUUGGCCCUUCGCGAGCAGAUCCUCACUAUGCGAGAGCAGGCCGUGGCUGCCAAG
Symbiodinium necroappetens is the source of this 750-nucleotide messenger RNA. NCBI's taxonomy places the organism in Eukaryota, Dinophyceae, Suessiales, Symbiodiniaceae. The record is from the annotation of a GenBank genome assembly.